AUGAGAGACUUGCUCCGAUUUAAAAAUGCGAACAGUGCUGAACAUACAUUUGGUGGGAAAACCGUAGUAUUCGGUGGCGAUUUCAGACAAAUUCUACCAGUUGUGCCAAAAGGGUCGCGGCAAGAUAUUGUGUCUGCAACAAUAAACUCAUCAUACCUAUGGAGCAGUUGUAAGGUGUUGAGGUUGACAAAAAAUCUUAGAUUAAAUCGGUGCAUGUCGGGUACUGAUAUGAAGAGAGUAGAAGACUUUGCAAAUUGGAUUGCGAGUAUAGGUGAUGGAACUGUUGGUGGUCAGAAUGAUGGUCAUGUUGAGAUAGAUAUACCAAGAGAGAUAUUAUUAACAUCUAAUGGAGACCCAAUUACCAAUAUAGUUGCAAGUACGUUCCCUAUGUUCAUGUCUGGUAACUCAGAUCCCAGUCUUCUAGAAGGUCAGGCGAUAUUAGCACCAACACUUGAUGUCGUCAAUUCCAUAAAUGAAUACAUGAGUGAUCUACACAUUGGAGAUAGCCGGACGUACUACAGCUGUGAUAGUGUUUGUAAAUCUGAUUCAAAUGGUAGCUUACUUGAUGAAGUGCACACCCCAGAGUUUCUAAAUGGUAUACGUGCAUCUGGAGUUCCAAAUCAUGCUCUAACGUUAAAGGUAGGGUCACUAGUUAUGUUGUUGAGGAAUAUAGACCAUUCACUUGGUUUAUGCAAUGGAACUCGGUUGGUUGUUACUAAGUUAGCUGAUCAUGUUAUUGAAGGCAAAAUUAUGUCGGGAAACAAUGCAGGAACAAAAGUGUUAGUCCCGCGAAUGACUAUAACACCAUCAGAUCCAAGGUUACCUUUCAAGUUCCAGAGAAAACAGUUCCCGUUAAUGUUGUCAUAUGCAAUGACGAUUAACAAGAGUCAAGGGCAAACGCUUUCACAUGUUGGUUUACUGUUGAAGAAGCCUGUUUUUGUCCAUGGCCAGUUGUAUGUUGCUGCUUCUAGGGUGAGUAAUCCAGACGGAUUGAAGAUUUUGAUAUGUAAUGACUCUAACAAUGUUGGUACGUCAACCACUAACGUUGUGUACCAUGAAGUGUUUAAUAAUGUCUAG
This is a messenger RNA of Ipomoea nil (Japanese morning glory), 1077 nucleotides long. Its product is annotated as ATP-dependent DNA helicase PIF1-like. The record is from RefSeq and is a predicted model, not a curated record. Gene Ontology annotation, biological process: DNA repair; telomere maintenance. Gene Ontology annotation, molecular function: DNA helicase activity. The transcript has a single exon. NCBI's taxonomy places the organism in Eukaryota, Viridiplantae, Streptophyta, Magnoliopsida, Solanales, Convolvulaceae. The coding region runs from base 1 to 1077 and encodes 358 amino acids.